Molecule: messenger RNA, 1069 nt
Organism: Xenopus laevis (African clawed frog)
Lineage: Eukaryota; Metazoa; Chordata; Amphibia; Anura; Pipidae
Gene: c5h1orf115.S
Exons: 2
Coding region: 629-1054 (141 amino acids)
Source: RefSeq, a predicted model, not a curated record
UAUAUCUGUGGCGAUAAUUCGUUUUUUUUCUUUGACCACUGUUACUUAAUAUGCUACUUUUCUCUUAAAAUACUCUUAUUACUCAUAAUUGCCUACAAAAUUAGGGUUUUUUCAUUUAUUUUAUAUGUCUCCUUUAGAGGGGUUGAGGGGACAACUCUAUACAGAAUAGGGGGGCCCAUGAGGUCAGUGCGGAUGAUGAUGUGAAUGGUGAGAAUAUUGGCAGGAGCUGAAAACAAAUGGUUGGAAGGGAGGGGACAUCCUGUCAAUAAACAGACCUUUCCAUAUGUAGCCUAAAGAACAAUAAAUUCAGGGUCCCCGAGGAGCCACAGAACAAUGAAAUCAGGGUCCCCGCGGAGCCACAGAACAAUGGUCUCGCCGGAUCAGCGGGUGCCGGAGUCUGACGUCAGAGAGUGCAGUAUCGCAAUGCUGCCGCUAGGUGGGAGGCGCGAGUGCUCACAGCAGCAAAUUCCCCGUAUCCACUCCGGGUUCUGUAGUGUUGUAGCGCAGGGCCGCCGCUAGGUGGGAGGAGCGAGCACAGACAUUCCUAUAGUGGAGGAAUCAAAGUCCAAGACUUGUCAGUCAGAGCCAGUUGGGCAAGUUCUUGUUGUGGCCACUCGCUCGCGGCAGGAUGGCUGGGGGCUACAAGCUGAAACGCAGAAAGAGGAGCAAGUACCGAAAGCUGAGCCCGGAGGAGGGGAAAGAGGCAACUUGUGUAGAGGAGAAUCAUGGGAAGGUGCCGCAGGAGCAGCAGGUGCCGCAGGACUCAGAGUCCAAUGGGAAGAAGGAGAAGAAGAAGAAGAAGAGGAGCAGCAAAAAGGUGCACUUGGCUCCCCUGCCGGACAGGUACGAGCCCCUAGAGGAGACAGAGGAGCGAGAGAUCCCCCAGGAGAAAUCGUACAGGAGAAAACAGAAAGUAAAGAAAUAUGCCAAGAAUGUGGGGAAAGCUGUGCGCACUGGCUGCAGAUUCCUGCUGAUCGGAAUCCAGGGACUGGCCAAUGCUUACUCUGGUCCAACAAGCAUGACCUCAGUUGUACUGUCAUCUAUGACUCGCUAGCUGCUCAGGGAGACU